AUGAUGUUGCUUUAUCCCUGUUUGCCCCACACACAGUGGUGUGACAAGCUGGAGGCUGGCAAGGCGCAGGGGGAGGGGGAGGGGGAGGCACGGACUGGGGAAGGUGCAUCUGCAGGGAAGGCGAAGGGGGGUUCGUCCAUCGAUGCGCUGCUGGCGAAUGAAGUGGCAGCACUCAAGAAACAGGUGCGUGCGUGUGGAGAGGGGGUUGAGGAAACAGGUGUGUGUGUUUUGCAGCGGCUCACAGCACAAACACCCAUCACUUCCCUCUCUCGCAAUCCUCUUUUCCCUCCCUCUUCCUCCCCUUGCCCCUCGUCUUGUCCCUCCCCUUGUCCUCAACGCUCUCACCUGCCUCGGUUCGUGAGUGUGGAGUCUGGGUGCAAGGCACUGCUGUUCGUGAGGAUUAGAGAGGAUGCCAGGAAGGGGGGGAAGGGAGAGAAGGGAGGAAAGCAGUUGGAGGAGGGAGAGGAGAAGGAGGAGGAGGGUGAGAAGGAGGAGGUGGGGAAGACGGAGGAAGGGGAAAAGGAGGAGGAGAAGGGUGAAGGAGACAAGGAGGGGAAGGAGGGGGAUAAGGCCGGGGAAAAGGAGCAGGAGAAAGAGCAGGAGGAAGAGGUUACAGGAGGAGGAGAGAAGGAACCGGAGAAGGAGGGACAGGGAGGGGAGGGGGAGAAAGGGGAGGCAGGGGGAGAGCAGGGAAGGGUGUCGCCGUGUGAGUUGGCAGAGGCGGUGCUGCGGCAUGCCAAGGCCACCCAGCAGUCAGCCACUCGUGGGUGUGGGGCAGUGGGUGUGGGGCAGUGGGUGUGGGGCAGUGGGUGUGGGGCAGUGGGUGUGAGGCAGUGGGUGUGGGGCAGUGGGUGUGGGGCAGUGGGUGUGGGGCAGUGGGAGUGA
Closterium sp. NIES-65 is the source of this 885-nucleotide messenger RNA. The record is from the annotation of a GenBank genome assembly. NCBI's taxonomy places the organism in Eukaryota, Viridiplantae, Streptophyta, Zygnematophyceae, Desmidiales, Closteriaceae.